Molecule: messenger RNA, 754 nt
Organism: Dermacentor andersoni
Lineage: Eukaryota; Metazoa; Arthropoda; Arachnida; Ixodida; Ixodidae
Biological process (GO): proteolysis
Molecular function (GO): metalloendopeptidase activity
Source: RefSeq, a predicted model, not a curated record
GCAGGGUCAGUUGCUCCUGGAACCCACUCACAUGGGAGUCGAAGACACCGCGUCUAGCCACAGAUGGCGAGAGUUGGACAAGACCGAAAGAUAUUCCACUGGGCUGGUCAUUUUCUGCUUGCUCGGAAUGCUGCCACUGCUCUUCACCAUCGCCGUAUUGGGUUUCUUCUUGUUCACCCAAGAACCGGCGCCCAACAUACCACCGCCCGCCACUGCGUCGAAGGUGCCGUCGAUCACCGCCGGACCCUUGCUUUGGGAGCAAGCGGCGAGAAACGAGUUCCCGUGCGGCACGAACGAGUGCCGUUCGUUGAGCGAGCGGCUCAGACUGCAGGUGAAAUUCACCGCCGACCCGUGCGACGACUUCUACGACUACGUGUGCGGCAGAUACUGGGGCGACGUGAACGGCGCCCUCUCGGAGGUGAAUGCAGUCAUGCGAAGUUACACCAUUGCGUCCAUUGGCGAGACGACGGUGCCGGCUACGGGGCAGAAGGCCUGGCAUAAGGCUGCGGGACUCUUCAAGGCUUGCGUGGCGCUGGCCUCGUCGCACCGCAGCGAGGUGGGUGACUUGACUGCGUGGCUAGCGACCCUGGGCUUGAACCUGAGCAACUUGAACCCUUCGGUCGACCCCGUGGACAUGAUAGUGCGCUCCUCACUUGAUUUUGGCAUCGAGGCUGUCUUCGCUGUCAGGGCCUCUGAGCGCUCGUUCAUCGAAAGGAAACGGUCUAUCGAGACAGGACGUGACGUCAAGGAGUGA